UCGCUCUCUGCCCACAGCUGGCAGGCUUUGAUUCUGCAGCAUGGAGCCGUUUAAAUGAAAGUUUCUCCCCUUCGUAGGUAGCUAGAAGCAAAAUUUACCAAAGGGAAGAACCAGAUGAAAUAAUGGAGAAGGACAAAGUAAGAAAAGUGAUACCAGCAAAAGAUGGGAGGAAGAUCCCUAGGAAGACAGAGUGUUAUGAGGAAGAGAAUAACUCUGUGAAAAGGAAGGUUUACAUGGACUACAAUGCAACUACCCCACUGGCCUUGGAGGUGAUCCAGACUGUUACAGAGGCCAUGCAGGAGGCCUGGGGUAAUCCCAGCAGCACUUACAAAGCAGGUAGAAAGGCCAAGGAGACCAUCAGCAGGGCCCGGGAGAGCCUGGCCAGGAUGGUAGGAGGGCAGCCUGAAGACAUAAUUUUUACCUCAGGGGGGACAGAGGCCAAUAAUCUCAUUAUCCACACUGCACUGAGGUGUUUUAGAGAGAGCUGGGUGCUGGGGGAAAAUGGACCUGGGGAGAAACACAGUAAGCCGCAAGGAGCCACUCCCCAUUUUGUUACAUCAAGCGUGGAACAUGACUCGGUGCGCUUGCCUCUGGAACACCUGGUGAGAGAGAACAUGGCAGAAGCCACCUUUGUCCCUGUGUCCAAGGUGACUGGUCAGGCAGAAGUUGACGAUAUCAUUGGGGCAGUCCGUCCAACCACUUGCCUGGUUUCCAUCAUGCUAGCUAAUAACGAGACUGGGGUAAUCAUGCCCAUCCCAGAGCUCUGUCAGCGGAUUCGGAUCUUGAAUCAGAAGAGAACAGCAUCGGGGAUGCCCAAGAUCCUGGUGCACACAGAUGCAGCACAGAUGAUAGGGAAGGGACGAGUGGAUGUGGAGGAUCUGGGUGUGGAUUACCUCACUGUUGUGGGACACAAGUUUUAUGCUCCCCGGAUCGGAGCGCUAUAUGUGCGAGGGCCUGGAGUCGCUACCCCUCUGCACCCCAUGCUGUUCGGAGGAGGACAGGAGCGGAACUUCCGACCUGGUACAGAGAACACCCCAAUGAUUGCAGGCCUUGGCAAGGCUGCCGAGCUGGUGAAUAAGACCUGUGAGGUUUAUGAGGCUCACAUGCAGGAAGUUCGGGAUUACUUGGAGGCAAGGCUGGAAGCUGUAUUUGGGAAGCAGAAGAUCCACUUUAACAGCAGAUUCUCAGGCUCCAGACGGCUCUGCAACACCUGUAACUUCUCCAUCCUGGGCUCAGGGCUGCAAGGUCAUAAGGUGCUGUCUUGCUGCAAGACCCUUCUUGCCAGUGUUGGAGCAGCGUGCCACUCGGAGAAGGGUGACAACCAGCCAUCUUCUAUUCUGCUGAGCUGUGGGAUCCCUUAUGAUGUGGCCCAGAAUGCCCUGCGGCUCAGCGUGGGGCGAGACACCACCCACCGCGAUGUGGACCUGGUUGUGGAUGACCUGAAGGAGGCCGUGGCUCAGCUGGAGCAGAGCAGCACCCCUUUGACCUGAGGCCUUCUGGGAUAGGGAUUGAGGAGGGAAGCUCCAAAGGGAGGUUUCCUAAAUCUGGGGCCAGACGCUCUGCUGCUGUGCGCCAUGUGGGUGACCCUACACCUGUGUAAAGUGGAUAUAAAGAGUUGUCGAGUUGGCACACUAACCCACUCUGCACUGGUGCAAGUGAUCACAUAAGGAGCAGGGCAUCGGAGAACCAGAGCCCUAGGGACAGGUCCUCUCCCAUCCUGUUCAAGUCACUGCAAAUCCAUUAAUCUAUCUACUUUUGUAACGAGCUGUUGCCCAAGCUGCAGGCCUAACUCGCAUAGGAGGAGGACAAGGAAGAAAAGAGACCUCUUCACCUGAUUUAACAGUUUUCCAGGGACUUGCACAACAUGGAAUAGGAUUGCAAUUAGAUGCCUACAUCUGCAUAGGUACCUAAUAGCUAGGAUAGGAUCUGGCACCAAGGGGCUUUCUGGCCCCGAAGAGCAACCUGCACUGUGCUGUAAGAAUUUUAUCGAUGCUCACACCUCUGGACACCUGAAUUAAUCAAACAAGGAUGCUUUUAUAUUUGGGAGACCUUCUAAUGAUUGGCUUUUCUACUGAAAAGUUGGAAAGGGUUUGAUUGGUGUCAGUGCUCUGUAGUGGGAAUUAGGAAGGCAUGUGUAUGCUUCAGGGUACCUCUGUCCACACAGUGGAGGUGCAAAAGUCUCCAUUUAUGUGGAGGCUGGUGUAUGUGCCACAAUAUGCACAUGGUCAAGGAGGUAGCUAUGUGUGUGAACAGGGAAUGUGACAUUUGGAGGAAAAAGAAGGUCACAUCACUUCUUUAUCAGAUCAUUCCUGCCUUUGUCGGCAUUAGAAUUUUUCUGGAAAUCACGUGCACAUGUGUUGAAGUUCUCUGCUCUCACCCUCCUCUGUAGGGAACUCAUUUCAGUAUUGCUGAAAAGAGUGCACCUUUCAAUUCAUUUUUUUUCUCAGGAAAAAUGUUACCUAGUAUAAGGCAAAUUAUCAAGGAGGAUUGAGACCUCUUUCGAAGUUGGAAAUAGGGCAUUUAUUACCAGAUAAGGUCACUGGGCUGUCAACCAGCCUCCCCAGCCAAUACUUGAUGUAUGGUCAAAUUCUUGUUUUACAGCCUGUUACUUCCGUACACAUUUUUCCUUUAACGUUGCACCCUGGGGAAGAGUGCCUAUGUCUAGCUAGCCAUAUUCUUUGGGUAAAUGUGAUAUCUUUUAUUAGACCAAGUAAAUAUAUCUAGCUGUGAAUUCCUUAACAGGGAAGACAUUGUCUCCACAUUCUAUAUAGAAACAGGUACCUAGAUCAAGCUAGUAGCUCUAAACACUGGAAUAGUGAUAAAGCAAUAAUGCAUUAUGAAGUAGCUGCUUGGCAAAAUGCAGUGAUGAGCUGAGGAACAUCUAAUAUUUAUAUAGUCCCAGCACGUGCAAAAGUGACUGCUGUUAAUCAGAGUGGUUUCAAUUAAAAGUAUUUUCCUGAGGCUGUUUUUAUUCUA
Messenger RNA from Alligator sinensis (Chinese alligator), 2976 nucleotides. RefSeq names its product selenocysteine lyase (gene SCLY). The coding region runs from base 123 to 1490 and encodes 455 amino acids. The transcript is spliced from 14 exons. NCBI's taxonomy places the organism in Eukaryota, Metazoa, Chordata, Crocodylia, Alligatoridae. The record is from RefSeq and is a predicted model, not a curated record.